Molecule: messenger RNA, 1093 nt
Organism: Daphnia carinata
Lineage: Eukaryota; Metazoa; Arthropoda; Branchiopoda; Diplostraca; Daphniidae
Exons: 3
Coding region: 141-785 (214 amino acids)
Source: RefSeq, a predicted model, not a curated record
UGCCGUGCUACCAGUGAUCAGUGUGUAUUUACUACUCGCAGGGAAGACGACGCAGUGCCAUUCAGUUUUGAUGCUUCACUCAACAGAUUAGAUUGAUAUCGAAAAAGGCUUACUAAAACGCAUACCAAAAGGCAACGGUAAUGAAGCAUCAUCGUAUAGCAAUUACGGUUUGUUCCAUCAUUGUGUUAUUGCUGGCUUAUGUCAAUGGACAGCGACCUACGGUGACGAGAACGACCACAACGACAACAACCAAAACAGAAACUACGUACAUAGAGACAUAUGCCUUAUGCGCUUCAAUAACGACGGCAGUCUCAUCUUUGGUGACGAAUUGUCGACGAAGACGUAACUACUGGAUUGACGUACCAGCUUAUAUCGCGCUUGACGAAGACGUCGAUGAUCAGUUGACUCAAUAUUUCCAUCCAUCCAGCACUUACAAGGUGGAACCGACAGUAGGACCUGGAUUCAAAACGGAUGCUAAAGACAACAGCGGUUGGUUACCUGACGGUUGGCUGACUGCAUCUCAUCCAAUUCAACCUUCCCUAUUGACACGUGGAACCGAUGAUGGUUCGGCUGUGGAAAGGACACCCGAACCCAUUGGAUUCGUAGCGCUAUCUGACUUAGCCAAUAAUAUCCUUAUUGCUCUUGGACUUGCUAAUCCUACCGAGACCGUGCUGGAAACGAAGACAAAUACCAAAACGACAACAAAGACUACAACGACGAGUACCAAGACAUUCUAUUUGUCUGGCUGCAAGCCAAGUCCAUUCCCAUUUACUUUGUGCAAAUGAAUAAGAGCCAAAAAAGAAAAACUAUAUUUAUAUCAUAUAAAUUUCAUUCACCGAGUGUUUUAAAAGUAAUCAUCCAUUUCUUUUUUGUCUUUGCAACUCUCUUUCCAAUGCGACAUGUUAUUUAUUUAUUUAUGGCGUGAAAUGGAAUGGGCAAGUCACCCAUAUCUAGCAUUGUGUUGAAUAAUUAACUACAUUAACGUUUUCCUUAAAAUAGUCUUUAUUUAACUUGAUUUUUUUAAAAAUAAUUGUCUGUAGUUUAUUUAUUUGCUCAACAAGUCGUCGAAAGAAAUACAAAAUCAUAAUUUAUA